Messenger RNA from Trichoderma harzianum CBS 226.95, 1422 nucleotides. RefSeq lists its product as hypothetical. Gene Ontology annotation, cellular component: membrane; endosome. NCBI's taxonomy places the organism in Eukaryota, Fungi, Ascomycota, Sordariomycetes, Hypocreales, Hypocreaceae. The transcript is spliced from 2 exons. Gene Ontology annotation, biological process: protein K63-linked deubiquitination. Gene Ontology annotation, molecular function: K63-linked deubiquitinase activity; protein binding; metal-dependent deubiquitinase activity. The record is from RefSeq and is a predicted model, not a curated record. Bases 1 to 1422 code for a protein of 473 amino acids.
AUGGAGGCUCGUCCGAGCAUGGCCGCGGGCCGGCCGCAAAGCGUCAAGGAGCUGGUAACUCAGGCCGAGAGCUUUGCCUUCAACGUCAAUAUCGCUAUGAAGCACUGGAUUCGGGCUGCUGAUACACUCUAUCAAGAGGCAUCGUUUGCUUUAUCGGAUGGCGAUUACGGACGAGCCUACAUGAUGCUAUAUCGACACUCUGUCUUGGUCCUGAAAUUUCUACCCACUCACCCUCAAUUCAAAGACCCCGAAAACAAAAAGGCAUUCAAGUUACUAUCGAAGCGGAUUCCUCGCGUCCUCGAAGACCUUGAGCAGCUGAAACCCGAGAUUCAGACUCUGUAUGACGAGUGGGAACGCGCUGCACCAUCUCCCGCUAUAGAGCGGCAUAAACAGCAGGCAGCAUCGUCAUAUGCAGCCUUUGCAGCUCGAGAUCCAAGUCUAAGUGGCAAUGCGAGAAUUCUGGACGCGGCUGAGCACCAGGAUCUGGCAGUGGAUUUGGCACAACAAGAGCUAAGCCGGCGAGAGCGAGAUAAGCAUGCAAGCAAGCAUAGUAGCGUUUGGGACGCGCGGGCUGCGGGGAAUAGAGCGUCACAAUUCGACGAUGGCGAUCUUCGAAGACAGAUGGAGGCAACACGACGUACGCUCGACAUGGCCCAAGAGCGCAGAAAUAUUGAUGCAGCAUUGGAAGAUGAUCGGAGUCCUCCAGUGACAUCCCAUAACUACUACUACCCAUCACUCUCCAAAUCCAGGCCUGUCGAAUACGAACAAAGCCGUUAUUCAUCAUCAAGAGAGCUUCAACCUACUAGACCGCCAAAGGAGCAGUUUGACCUGCCUCCCUUGCGGCAUGAAGAUGGAUACGAUACUUCAAAGUCGGCUAUCCCGCCUCAGGUGCCCCGCAAGGCUUAUGCUGAUGACUAUCGACCACUGGGUACUCCUUCACAGCCCCUGGUUGAUGUUCAUCAGCCUCCUCUUCCACCCAAAGAUUCGAUGGAAAUUCCUCAGCCGAAGAAAGAACGCCUCGCCUUUAAGCCCGGGGGCUAUCUCGAGAAUGGGGAUCCUAUUCGAUCAAUAUUUCUACCCGGUAGCCUGCGCUCCAAGUUCCUGGAAAUUGCCUCCAAGAACACGGCAGCCGGCUUAGAGACCUGUGGCGUCCUCUGCGGAACGCCCAUCAAUAACGCCCUCUUUGUCCGCUGCCUCCUGAUUCCGGAUCAGAAAUCCACCCCUGACACAUGUGAAACGGAGAACGAAAGUGCUUUAUUCGAUUACUGUAUGAGCGAGGAUUUAUUGAUGCUGGGCUGGAUACACACACAUCCAACACAAACGUGUUUCAUGAGUUCUCGUGAUCUCCACACGCAUGCGGGAUAUCAGGUAAUGAUGCCUGAAAGUAUUGCCAUUGUGUGUGCACCGAGAUACAAUGAGUAA